AUGGAGAUUGUUACAGAGUCAUCAGUAUCCCACCAGGAGAAACUGUGGGGGCCUGUCCGUCGGCGAUGCAGCUUGUUCAACGAUAAGAUGAUCAAGUUUGGAAAAGGGAUGGUGAAGAUUGGGAAAGAUGAUCCUAGAAAGGUCUUUCACUCCCUUAAAGUUGGACUCUCACUCACUUUGGUUUCCUUACUAUACUACGCUAGGCCGCUGUAUGAUGGUUUCGGGGCUGCUGGGAUGUGGGCUGUGCUUACAGUUGUGGUGAUCUCUGAGUUCACAGUUGGUGGGACUUUGUGCAAAGGGUUGAACAGAGGUUUUGCAACACUAUCUGCUGGUGCUCUAGGACUUGGAGCUCAGCACUUGGCUGCUCUAUUUGGAGACCAGGGAGAGCCCAUUGUGCUUGGAAUCCUUGUUUUUUUGUUAGCUUCAACCUCGACAUUCAUGCGAUUCUUUCCAAGGAUCAAGGCGAGAUACGACUAUGGAGUCAUGAUCUUCAUCCUGACAUUCGCCUUGGUAUCGGUAUCAGGUUACCGGGUUGACGAGCUUUUGACUUUGGCACAGCAGAGACUGACAACCAUCAUAAUAGGGGUGGCAACAUGCAUGGUUGUGUCCAUUUUCAUUUGCCCUGUAUGGGCUGGUGAAGAUCUUCACAACUUGGUUGCUUCUAAUAUCGAAAAGCUCGGAUGCUACCUCGAAGGAUUUCCAGUUGAGUAUUUCCAGUCCCCUGAAGAUGGAGAAAAUGAUGUUGCUGGCAAAGCCAAGCCAUGUCUCCAAGGAUACAAAAGUGUUCUCACUUCCAAGUCCACUGAAGAAACCCUGGCAAAUCUUGCAAGAUGGGAGCCGAGACACGGCCAGUUUAAAUUGAAGCAUCCAUGGAAUCAAUACUUGAAGACUGCAGCUUUGGCACGACAUUGUGCUUACCAGAUUGAAGCUCUUAAUGGCUACAUUCACUCUGGUUUCAAAGCGCCAAAAGAGUUCCAGAACAAGACAAAGGAAAUAUGCACAAGGAUGAGUGAAGAAUCAGGAAUGGCACUGAGAUCAUUGGCUACUUCUAUGAAAUCGAUGACUGAUCCUUCUCCAGCAGUUGUUCAUGUCGAGAGCUCAAAAUCUGCCAUGAAAGAGCUUAAACUAGUCCUGAAAUCUGUCUCAGUAAAUCAAGCAGAUAUCCUGGCCAUGAUACCAGCUGCAACCGUUGCAUCGAUACUAGUCGAGACAGUCAAGUCUGUAGAGAAGCUAACUGAAUCAGUUCAGGAACUUGCUAGUCUUGCCAGCUUCAAAAGCUUGAAGACAGCUACAGUGUCUCCAGAGAAACAGGCACCACAAUUGCUCCACCGUGGAAGUAUAAACCCGGUUUUGGAUGGCGUUGAUAGGGAUCAUGUUGUAAUAACUGUACUUGAAUGUCCUGCGGAAACUGAGAAGCCUCAGCCAGUAAAUGGUGAAGGUGUAAAACGUUCAGAAGUGAAUAUUUCUUGUAAACAAAUUUUGUCUGCUGAUUCUUUUUUUAGUCAGUGUAGGACGAGGGUUUAA
Molecule: messenger RNA, 1524 nt
Organism: Linum tenue
Lineage: Eukaryota; Viridiplantae; Streptophyta; Magnoliopsida; Malpighiales; Linaceae
Source: the annotation of a GenBank genome assembly